This is a messenger RNA of Blepharisma stoltei, 1959 nucleotides long. The record is from the annotation of a GenBank genome assembly. NCBI's taxonomy places the organism in Eukaryota, Ciliophora, Heterotrichea, Heterotrichida, Blepharismidae.
AUGGCAGAACUUCACACUCGAAGACGACAAACAUUUGAAGAAAAUUUUACCCAAAACGAAUCCUUUUUAAAUUCUCUCCCUCAGCUUGCUCAGGCUCCACAAGUGACAUUUGAUUUAAACGUCGACGGUCUCCGUCAAUUUUUAAAUGAGAUGAGUAGCACCGUAAAUCAGCAUAGCAAGUUCUUAAAAUCUUUAUUCAAAGAACUCAACAUAAAAGUACCAAACGGCGAUAUUUUUCAAAUAUUACAAUCGCUAUCAAGCUCAAUCCCAAGAGACUUCGGUGGGAGUUUAUCUAAUUUAAACAACUGGCAAGAUGGAUUGGCUUCUACUUCUUCAGGCCUCCAAGGGAUUUCUCUCCAACUCUCCAAUUUAAUUAAUUUCAAACAAGAAAUCACAACAAAAUUCAACAAUUUACAAGAAAAACUUGAAACCAAAGCUUCCCAUGAAGAGGUCGAAACUGUUUUGAGGAAAACCAAAGUAUUGCUAGAUGAAAAAGCAAGCAAAGAAGAAAUGAAAGCAAGGCUUCAGGACAUUGAGAGAAUUAUAAAAGUUACUGAAGAUAAGCUUAGCUUAAGGAUAAAUGAGCUUGAGAAAAAAUUUCAGGAGCUGGAAAUCAAUACAUUGUGGAAGCUAAAAGACUGUGAAGAACUUUUAAAGGUCAGGGUUAAUGAAAAAUUUGUGUGGGACGCUAUAAAUAGUGUUGAAGGAAAAAUUAAGAGAGAAAUUUUUAAUGAAAGCCAGGGGAGAUUGGAAAAAUUAGAAGCAGAUUUGAGGAGCCUUGGAAAAGAAAUGGGGAGGAUUCAGGAAGAUGAAGCUAGAAAAGAUAAGGAGAUAAAAGCAAAAAUCCAUGAAAUUAAUGAGCAGUUUGAUUUAAAAGCUGGAAAAAUAGAGCAUAACCAGCUAGCACAGCUGAUAAAAAACUUAGCAUCUGAGCUAGAUGCUUUAAAAGCAAAACAGACUAAUGAAUAUGACGAAAAACUCAAAAAUUUAGAAAAGGAUAUCGAAAAAUUGAUGAAUUCUCAAUACAACAGUAUUAUUGAAGAACUUUCAGAAAGGGUCAAAAAAUUAGAAGAAGCUAUAACAGAGCUACUUAAUCGCCCCCCUGUGCAGCCACAAAUUAUUUCUGUUGAAAAAGUUGAGAGAAGCAGAAACCCUUCAAUAGACAGAGACCUUCUUUCACAAUUAGUCGCAGAUAUUGAAGCUUUAAAAAUUUUAAUCAAUACUAAAGCAGAUAAAGACAUCAUUCAAGAACUCCAAAGCAUGCAAAAACAACACCCAGUAAUUGUGAGCCAGCCCAGCGGAGAUAUUAAUGAGUUAUGGAAAUUCAGAGAAAAAGCAAUGCAAAAUUUCAAAGAUAUCAACGAUAGAUUUGAAAAAAUCAUAAAAAAGCUUGAGCUUAAAGGAAUUAAAAAACAAAUUUUGACGAAAGCUGAUGAUGAAGCUACAAAACGGAGUUUAAGAACUCUAGAAGAAACGGUAGAAAGGCAUGAGCAAGCUUUUGUAGGAAUUCAACGCCAAUUGGAAGCUCUUCAAAAAGCUCUAGCAAAAUUGUUUUCGAUGUUCAAUGAGUUCAGUGUCCAAUCUGGGUCUGCUCUUAUUUCAAGAAAAACCUUUGCUCCGCUGACAUGCUUGUCUUGUGGCAGAGGUGACACACAAUAUCUUCCUCCUUUACCUCAAGUUCAAGGGGCUGAUGGUAGAAUGUAUCAAGCGGAUACCCAGAUUCUUAAAAAUGUGACCCUUUCAGCCUCAAUGACUGAUUUACCGAAAAUGGACCCUGACUCUUUGUAUCAAGAAACUUCUUCUCCGAUUCCGUCUGGAGCUCAAGGAAUGACUCAAACCAUUCCUCUUAAAGGAUCCAUGAGAUCAACCCUUUCUGUUGUUAUUGGAAAAGAGCAAAAAGUUGCUUUUAGAAGUGAUAAGUCAAGAAAUCGGCCACAAAGUGCAAGAAUAACUAAUUAG